GUAUGUAUGUAUGUUUAACUCACAGGCUGUAUGAAUGCAUAGACGGGUCUCAAAUACUUAUCCUAUGAUAAGUAUUUUGAACAGGCAUCGACAUCUACCACCAACUGUGUCCUCCCAAUCUCGUCCACAGCCUCACUAACGAGUGGUGGAUUUUCCAGCAAACUGUUUCGUUUAUAUUCUUUAAUAAGAAAUCAUAGAAACUGAAAGAGGAGAAGCGAUCGACGUGUUUAUUUCCUGUUUAUUCGGUGUGGGUCCUGAAGGCCACUCCUCCACACAUCUGUCUCACGCACUCCAACAUAAACCAGUUCAUCAUCACCAGUUAAACUCACACAGCGGCUCAAAUAGCACAGCCGCUAAACUGGUGAUUAUUGAAUCAACACUAACGUAUAUAACGUGACUCCUAGCAGCUCGUGUGUGUGUGUGUGUGUGUGUGUGUGUGUGUGUUUUUAAUUUUAUUAAAACAUGUGUUGUUGUUCCAGGAUCACAAGCUAACCCUCCUCCUCUUCGUCAUCAUGGCCGUCAGAGCAUCGUUUGAGAAGAACAACGAGAUCGGCUGUUUCGCCAAACUGACCAACACGUACUGUCUGGUGGCGGUCGGCGGCUCGGAGAACUUCUACAGUGUGUUCGAGGGGGAGCUGUCAGAAACCAUCCCGGUGGUCCACGCCUCCAUCGCAGGCUGUCGCAUCAUCGGGAGGAUGUGUGUGGGUAACCGUCACGGCCUCAUGGUGCCCAACAACACCACGGACCAGGAGCUGCAGCACAUCAAGAACUGCCUCCCAGACGCCGUGAGGAUCCAGAGGGUGGAGGAGCGGCUGUCUGCUCUCGGCAACGUCAUCGCCUGCAACGACUACGUGGCUCUGGUCCACCCCGACCUCGACCGGGAGACGGAGGAGAUCCUCGCUGACACCAUGAAGGUGGAGGUUUUCCGUCAGACGGUAGCUGAGCAGGUCCUGGUCGGCUCCUACAGCACGUUCAGCAACCAGGGCGGCCUCGUCCACCCGAAGACGUCCAUAGAGGACCAGGACGAGCUGUCGUCUCUGCUGCAGGUUCCUCUGGUGGCCGGCACGGUGAACCGGGGCAGUGAGGUCAUCGCUGGCGGGAUGGUGGUCAACGACUGGUGUGCGUUCUGCGGUCUGGACACCACGAGCACCGAGCUGUCCGUCAUCGAGAGCGUCUUCAGGCUCAGUGACUCGGCUCAGCCGUCCGCCAUCGCCACCAGCAUGAGGGACUCUCUGAUCGACAGGUGAGACGCUCCUCUUCCUCCUCUUCAUCGCUCACAUCUGGAGACAGUCUCUACUUCCUGUUUUACACACAGAAGAGAUCGUAACACUCAACAGACUGACUCAUUAACACUCCAUCUCUCUCUCACACACACACACUUCCAUCUGUUCACUCUGUAACUGCUCACUGUUUGCAGCUCAGUUUAACUUGUUUUGUUUUUGACUAAAGUUACGUCUCACUGGACUUAGUUUACUUAAUCUUUUGUCCACCAGGGGGCGACUCCUCUGGUUGUAUAG
Molecule: messenger RNA, 1517 nt
Organism: Anarrhichthys ocellatus (wolf-eel)
Lineage: Eukaryota; Metazoa; Chordata; Actinopteri; Perciformes; Anarhichadidae
Gene: eif6
Product: eukaryotic translation initiation factor 6
Exons: 5
Coding region: 513-1247 (244 amino acids)
Biological process (GO): cytosolic ribosome assembly
Molecular function (GO): ribosome binding
Source: RefSeq, a predicted model, not a curated record